Molecule: messenger RNA, 453 nt
Organism: Trypanosoma grayi
Lineage: Eukaryota; Euglenozoa; Kinetoplastea; Trypanosomatida; Trypanosomatidae
Exons: 1
Coding region: 1-453 (150 amino acids)
Source: RefSeq, a predicted model, not a curated record
AUGCCCGGCCUUCCAUCUCUAUCGGUGGAGGAGAAGGCCGCUCGGGAUCGGCGGCUGCAAAUGGAGCAUGAAAGGUAUGUCAACAGCAUCGCCACGAUGCGUUCUUUGCCACGUUUGCAGUCAACGAUUGCCGGUGCCGGUGGAAAGACCAACGAACAUGUCCGCCUCGCAGAGGAGCGGGAAACGGAGCGGCGUCAGCGCCACCAGGUCGAGGCUGACCGUCUUCUGGAAAGAACAGAGCGAGAAAGGGCGCAUCAGGCCAAGGUUGAGGCGCUGAAUGCUAGACAACAACGAAAGCGGGCCAAGGCGGCCAAAAAAAAGUCGAAGAAGGCGAGAUUGCGAUUGGAAGAUGGAAAGGCGGAAGGCUCUUCCGUCCCGUCUGAAGACGAGGAAAGCGAGAAUGGUGACGUAGGUGAUGCGGCAGCUUCGGAUGAAGGGAAAGCUGAAAAAUAG